AUGUCACUACCAUCAGAUUAUUAUGCCGUCCUCGGUGUAGCCUCUACAGCAACCCAGCAACAAAUCCGCGACGCCUACAAGAAAGCAGCUCUAAAAACGCACCCCGACCGCGUCCCCUCCGACUCCCCCGAACGCGCCGAACGAACCCGCAAAUUUCAACGAAUAAACGACGCAUACUACACGCUCUCUGACGCCUCGCGCCGUCGCGACUACGACGCCGCACGCAGCUACCAUGGAUUUGGAAAUGGAUUCCCCACGGGCUCCACAUCUAUGAACGACGAUGAAGAAAUCCCGGAUCCAACUGCUGGAGGCGGAGCAUUCCCCUGGUCCAAUUUUGGAUUUUCGUCCAAGGCGAAGAAUGCAGAGGAGGAAAAGAAGUUUGAGGAGGCGCAGUUUGGAGAUGUGUUUGAGGAGAUGUUGAGGGAGGAGGGGAUGGCGGGGAAUAAUAAUUCGCCGACGGGCAAGUUUUGGAGUAUGGUGGGGGGGAUGAGUGGAGGGGCCAUGGGGUUUAUUGUUGCGAAUUUUCCGGGGAUGUUGGCCGGCGCUGUGGCGGGGAAUAGGUUGGGGGCUGUGAGGGAUGCGAGGGGGAAGAGUGUUUAUUCUGUUUUUCAGGAACUUCCUCAAGGUGAUAAAGCAAGGUUAUUAAGUCAACUUGCCGCCAAGGUCUUUAGUCAUGCUGUGGGGGGUUCAUAA
Molecule: messenger RNA, 693 nt
Organism: Sclerotinia borealis F-4128
Lineage: Eukaryota; Fungi; Ascomycota; Leotiomycetes; Helotiales; Sclerotiniaceae
Source: the annotation of a GenBank genome assembly